CAAAUCAACAUAAAACGAGAAAAGUGACAGUUUUAUUAUUAUUGUUGGAGAAAUUUUUAACAAACAAUUAAAUUUCACAAAAAAUAAAAUAGAAAGACAAAUAAUCAAUGGCUACACUACAAUAUAAUCUUGUAAUAUUCGUAUUGAUUUUAGCUUUAAUAAACAAAUCCCUUGCCAUACAGGCACGCAGUGACCGUGAACAACAAGUUUCAGGAGCUGUGGCAUCAUCACGCACUGCUGACAACACAAAUGUCUAUCACUAUUGGGGACCCAAGGUGUUGUGUUCAAUGUUACCCGAUGAUUUUAUAGAAUGCAACAAGCCAAUUGAUCAUAAACUUAAUAAAACCGCCAAAGAGGAAAAAGGUUAUGGUUGUCUUAAGUUUGGAGGCCUAAACUAUGAAGAUGUCGAGCACACCAAGGUGCAGUGUACAGUCUUCCCUGAUAUAGAUUGCCAUGGACCCCGAACAUUUCAACGUGAUGGUGUACCCUGUAUACGCUACUCUGAACAUUAUUUCCUUACCACUCUGCUGUAUAGUUUGCUUUUGGGUUUCUUGGGUAUGGAUCGUUUUUGUUUGGGACAAACUGGUACGGCUGUGGGCAAACUAUUGACUUUGGGGGGUGUGGGCGUUUGGUGGGUGGUCGAUAUCAUUCUAUUGAUUACCAAUCGUUUGACACCAGAGGAUGGCAGUAAUUGGAAUCCCUAUGUCUAGCAUAGGUUUUUGUGGAAACGAGAAAGUGGUGCGUCGUCAGACAAUGUUGAUAGAUUCUAAGAGAUACUAAUGUGAUGUAUAUGUAUAUAUAUUUUUGUAUGUAUUAUUAAGGAUAUUUUUUUGGACAAAAUAUCUUGUUAAUUAUAAACUAGUGUGUUAAGUUGUAUAAAAUUUAAUCAAAAUAUGUAAUUAUGUUAAAAAAAUACAGGAAUUAUUUAUAAAACAAAAUUAUUUUGUUGUAAUUUUGAACAUAUCGCAAGUAGGCCUAACUAACGACAAAAUAAAACCCUACUUCUUAUUGAGUUUGAUGUAUUGAUGAUGUUUUAAAAUAACCGCCACAAGGUCUGUUCAAUAAUUUGUAUAACUUUAACAACUAAAUGUUGUUACUAUUUGUUAUAAAGUUUUACCAUUGGUCAUAAAUCGGGAACUAAAAAAUUAAUAGAUUUUUUAUAUAUAAUACAUGUGUAUAUUAAGAUAUUUUGUUGCUUUUCCAAGUAAAAAAAGUAAUAAAAUAUAAUUUUAAUAAACAAUUUAAAAAGUAAUAAAAAAUGCAAUAAUUUUAAAUUAAAAUAAAUCUUACAAAGUUUUACUAGUUUAUGUUUCAUUUUUAAUUUUGUAUGAAAUCUUUAUCUCAGGAUUCGAGACUAGUAAUACUUUUAGGAAUCACAAUAGUACGUUUGAGGUGGAAAUCUUGACCACAAGCAAAAAUUUUCUUUUUACCGAUUAUUUACCAAUAUAUAACAUCAAAACUAGUCUAUGCAUGCGUAACAAACCUGUGGGUUUACUCUGUAACUCGAUUCGAAUGAAAAACAUUUCGAAUUUGUAUGUUUCGAAAACUUUCUUUCGAAUCUAAAUACGGAGUAAGUAUAUCGAUCGAAAUCACUUUUGACAUAUAGAUCGAUGUCGUAUGCCGUAAUUCGGGCACACCGACGUAAUCAUAAAGAUAUGCCCAACCAAUUGAACAAAUUUUUAAUUAUGUACAUUUCGUUACCCCUCCCUAGCACUUAAAAACUCUAAAUAUAUUUAACUAUAUAGACUUUAUUUUAUUAAGUUUUAAUUUAUAAUUGCAAGAAGUUUUAAAAUUAUUUUUUUUUCCAAACUUAUAGUUUAGGUAAACCAGCUGAAAUAGAACUUUCAAUGCCGCAAUGAUCCUCACCACGUAAAAUCUUAAAGUAACCAUUGUUGCCCCAAUCGGUAUUCCAGGAAUUGGCAAUCAACCAGUAGGGAGUAUUAUUCUCCACGCCCCAACCUAAAAUUCGAAUAGCAUGGCCGCCCAAUUCCCGACCAUGAACAUGCUGAUAAACGCCAUCCUUGUAGAGAAUUAAAUCUUCA
Molecule: messenger RNA, 2042 nt
Organism: Lucilia cuprina (Australian sheep blowfly)
Lineage: Eukaryota; Metazoa; Arthropoda; Insecta; Diptera; Calliphoridae
Gene: amrt
Product: TM2 domain-containing protein CG11103
Exons: 1
Coding region: 108-710 (200 amino acids)
Source: RefSeq, a predicted model, not a curated record